UAACAUGAAUCAGGCAAAACAGAACUGAGCUGGGCUGUUGUUAUCAGGGCACUGCACCUGUUUUGUUUCUCAGGCUGUUAAUGAGAAUGAGCUGUGGUUUGUGACUAGUUUCUCCCACCACACUCAUGGAUGCUCCACUAUCAUGGAGUCAAAAAUCUGCCUGGUUGUUGUCCAUUUUUAUCAUUUUGAUAGUUGGCCAUAGAAAUCCUUUUGUUGUAUCAGUAUGGGAAACCUGAAGAGAACCUGUAUAGGUGCAGAUGAUUUGCAAUAUACAGUAAAGUGGGACCAGUGGAAUAUUUUUUCUUGUGUUUAUUUAACUUUCAAGAGAGAUAAAUUUGAUCCUUUAUUUUUUUCAAUGUGUAAAGCACCUAGUUACCAUGAGGGCUGCCCAUCUACCAUAUGAUUUAACUUAUCUGCAGCAGUAUCAAGUACAAAGGAUAUAUAGCUUGUCACUUGAAGCAUGGAGGAAAAUCACAGAGAUUAAUUAUUCCUCAGGGCUAUUUGUGUUGCAAACAGAAUGCCUUCACAUCCUGUUAGCUUUUCUGCAUUGAGAACAGCAAGAUAAAUUACAAUGUGAGCAUAAAUGUGGUGUAUUUUCAUAAUUUGAGAUAAAACCAUCUGCUUUCUGUGCAUUGCUGUGAGCAGGCACUUACUGCCUAGACUGAGGCACCAAACUGUGAGUGAAUCUAGUAAGUAGGUAUGUAGGAGGUACCUACAGUAGUAGGUAUGUAGUGGUUUUGUAAAUUCAGUCUCAGGUUUCUCUGGAGUCUUUAUUAGUGGUAUAGAAUGAGACUUUAAAUGACCACUGCAGCCAAGUAUCCUGCUGAAAGGUAGGGGCAAGUCAUGGAUGUGACUUCUUGUCUUGCAAGAGUGAGGUAGGUGAGAUGUUACCAGGUGAUUUUAUUUACAGUCAUUUUACAACUAGCUUAAAGUUGAUUUACCACCACUCAACUGCUCAAAUUGGAAAUAUUGCAGGAACAAUUUUUUAUAAUCAAGAUUUUUCAGGUCUAGUCAUCUCCAGAGAAUUUGCUGUUGAAGCUCUCCAACUCUCAACACAGAGAUACUCAUUGGCUUUACUGGGGAGGGAAGCUGCUCACUUUUCUGACUCUACAAAUGGCACCAAGACCAAGGAGGGCGUAGUGCAAAGUGUGACCUCAGUUGCUGAGAAGACCAAAGAGCAGGCCAACGUGGUGGGAGAAGCUGUAGUAGCCAGCGUGAACACAGUGGCAAACAAGACUGUAGAAGGAGCAGAGACCAUUGUGGCCACUACAGGAGUUGUAAAAAAGGAGGACCUGGCAGCGCCGCAGCCGCCGGAGCAGCCGCGGCUGGAGGGAGAGGGGGCCCCGGCAAGCACUGCAGGAGAGGGUGAAAUUGAAGGUGAUCCAUCAAGUUAGGGAAUUCUUGCUCAAAAGAGGCCAUUCCAAGAGCAUACAUGGAAGUAUUAGCUGUCACCACAACAGGAAACUCCCACUGUCCAUAGACUAACUACAUCCAGCUCUGUAGUCUUGCACUUGCCUCAUAAACCAGUUGUACAAUAUAUGUAAGCCAGACUCCUCUAAUAGUAACGUGCAGGUGUGUACUGGGCUGUGUGUCUUUCCCAUCCUCCCUCCUGGCCUCCCAGUUGCUUUGUAUAUUUUGGUUGGACUCACAAAUCUGUGUCUUGCAUCCAUAUGCACUGGCACUUGGGAUCUCUAGGCAUUGUGGAAUUUUUUUUUUAACUAAUAAAAAGUGUUUG
Passer montanus (Eurasian tree sparrow) is the source of this 1735-nucleotide messenger RNA. It is a transcript of the gene SNCG, whose product is annotated as synuclein gamma. Gene Ontology annotation, biological process: synapse organization; chemical synaptic transmission; synaptic vesicle endocytosis. Lineage: Eukaryota; Metazoa; Chordata; Aves; Passeriformes; Passeridae. Gene Ontology annotation, cellular component: cytoplasm; axon terminus; neuronal cell body. The record is from RefSeq and is a predicted model, not a curated record. Gene Ontology annotation, molecular function: cuprous ion binding. The coding region runs from base 885 to 1394 and encodes 169 amino acids. The transcript has 5 exons.